CUUCAUAAAAUUUGCAUUCUUCAUCAGCAGGGUUUGUCUUGUAGAAAUCCUCCAAGGGAUCAGCACUUCGUGCAGCAGGCAUACUAGGCCACUUGCUUGCUACAAGAUGUGCCUAAUGAACUACCCUUUGGCUACAUAUAUCCAUCAUAUUCCUGUUAGUAACUGGCUGGCACCUUAACCCUGUCAUCUCCCAUUACCAUGGUUAAUGAAGUGUCAAUGGUAGAAGGAACAUCGCUGCACCUGAAGUCCACUGACACAAAAGGAACAUCAUAGACGGUCAAUAUGCCUUUAAUGGCUCCUCAACUGCCUUUCUAAUGGCAGCAUUGACAUCCUCAAAUGUAAUACCCUUCUCAACAUUCACAACAAGGCCAACAAUUGAAACACUUGGUGUUGGUACCCGGAGUGCAAUAUUGUUGAGCUUGCCCUAGAGCUGGGAUAGAACAAGAUAGACGACCUUGGCUGCACCGAUUCUUGUUGGGACUAUGUUCAAUGCUGCGGCCCUAGCUCUCCUCAAGUCACAUUGUGGAGUGAGUGUCCAAGAGUCUCUGCGUGAUCACAGAUAGCAAUUUAGCCUUCUUUAUUCAAAUAAAUCUUUUUAACUUUUUUUGUUGGAAUUCAUUUGGAAUUUAAAAUUCUUUGAAUUAGCUUAAGCUCUAUAUCCAAGUAGUAUUUUGGUCGGUGCGAGUAUCUGGUCUCCAAUUUAUUAAUAGAGAGAGAGGAUGGAACUCAAAAACUUUAUUCAUAUACAUCCGCUGCACUUCUUUGAAGAGUGGAGCAAUGUUUCCGGCAAGACUAGAGCUUUAACUUGCUCAUCAGGAUGUAGGCGGCCAAUCUCAACUCAGUUCUAUGCAUGUAUGGACUGUAAGUUUUUCCUUCAUAAAUCAUGUUCUGAGCAACCACUGAACAUCACUCACCCCUUACAUGAUAAUCAUCCUCUCACUCGUUUAGCCAGAGCAUCAUUCUUGGCUUCUUGUGGUUUUUGUGGUGGUAGUGUCAAAGGAUCUGUUUACCACUGUUCUUCUUGUAAAUUUGAACUUCAUAUCAAAUGUGCCUUGCUUCCAGAAUUCUUCAAUGGAGAUUUUCCUAAAGUUGAUCAUCACAUUCAUGUUGAACACCCACUCUUGUUCGUCAAAAAUCUUAGCCAUGAAGUUAAACUAGCUUCUUUCCGCCAUUGCAAUUUAUCAUCUGAUUCUUCCUUUUACACUUGUGUUGCUUGUGAGCUUUUCAUUCAUAAAUCAUGUUCUGAGACUGAGCUACCAUUGAACAUCAAUCACCCCUUCCAUGGGAAGCACACUCUUACUCUUAAUCUUCUUAAAGGGGAUAGAGCAGUACUCUGUCAAUUUUGUCAUAAUGAUCGUUAUCCUUCAGGAUUGUUUUACCAUUGUUCUUCUUGUCAUUUCAACCUUGACAUCAAAUGUGCCUUUCUCCCACAAUUCCUCACUGGAAAUUUCCCAAAACGUGAUCAUUUUAGUGAUGUUGAUGAACACCGACUCUUCUUCAUCCGCAAGGACCUUAUUAGCAGCAAUAAAGUUGAACUACGUUCUUGUUAUUGCUUUGUUUGCCCAGAAUCAUUAUCGGGUAAUUCUUUUUACUAUUGCCCAGAAUGUCAAUUUUUCCUUCAUAAAUCAUGUGCAUUAGAAGAGCUACCUUUGAAAAUUAAUCACUCUCUCCAUGAUAAACAUGCUCUUACUCUCCAAAAAGGCAGGCCCCAACAUAGACCACGAUGUAACUUUUGUCUUAAUUAUAUCGAGGGAUAUUGGUACAGCUGUUCUUCUUGUGUGUUCAAGCUUGAUCCGCGAUGUGCUUUGCUCAUCACCAAAGAUAUCCCAAAACGUGAUCAUCAUUUUAGCCAUGUUGAACACCCACUUGCCUUUGUCCAAAUUCUUAGCAACAAAGUUAGAAUAAGAUCUUCCUGCUUGCUUUGCUCAAAACCAUUAUUGGGCACUUCUUUUUACAAUUGUCCUGAUUGUGGAUUUUUUCUUCACAAAGAAUGUGAGGCAGAGUUGUUGCCUAAGAUUGAGCAUGUUGCCCACCCUGAACACCCUCUUAUUCCUGUAUUUUCAGCAAAUUAUACCUGCAACUUUUGCCAAGGUAAAAAUCAUGAGAAGAAAUUUGCAUAUAAAUGCCCUUGCCCUUCUUGUGUCUUUUAUAUUCAUUAUGAGUGUACCUUACCCAGCUUCUUCCCAGAAAGUAGGAUCCAUGACCACCAGUUGAGUCCAUUCAUGAGGAAAAAUCCCUUCAUUUGUGAUGCGUGUGGGGCGAAAGGAGAUGGUGCUCGCUACUUUUGUUUCAAGUGCAGUAUCAUGAUCCAUAAGGAUUGUAUUUUCCUGCCAAAACUCAUUAAAUUCAGACUGCACAAUCAACAUCUACUUGGCCACAACUAUAGGUUGCCACAAAAAGAGGGUGAAAAAUGGACUUGUCAAUUUUGUUUCAAAAAGGUGGUCACAGAGUAUGGGAGUUACAAAUGUUUGCACUCAGACUGUAAUUAUGUUCUUCAUGGGAGUUGCGUAAAAAAGAAUGAAGGUCUUUAUAGCGAAGUUGAGUCAGAAAAUGAGGAAAGUGAUAAGGCUUCUUCUUCUUCAAGUUAUGCUGUGGCGCUAGGAGACAAGAUAGAUCAUUUCAGCCACAAGCAUGAAUUAGUGCUUGAUAAUGAGGAGAUUAUUACAAAUGGUGAUAAAAAGUGUUGUGAUGGCUGUGCAUUACCUAUCUUGACUGCCACUUACAGUUGUCCACUGCCACAGUGUAAUUUCUCCCUUCACAAGGCCUGUGCCCAAAUUGGAGAGCACAAACCACAUUGGGCUUUCCGAGAUCCUCUUCGAGUCAGCAUGAACUUCUAUUUUAGAUGUCAAUUUUGUAAGUAUGACUGCAGCGGUUUUUCUUCCUGGAAACGAGAUGACGAUGAUUAUGAUGGUCUUGGCAGUAAAAUUUGCCUCAGAUGUGGCGAGAUCCCUUUCAUCACUAAGCAUGAAGCACAUGCUCAGCACUCCCUCUUCUGUGAUAGAGAACACAAGGGACCAUGUAGUGGCUGCGGUGAGGAAAUGGGUUCUUAUGGUGGUUACAAAUGCACGCUAGCAGAGGAAGAGGAGAAUUGCAAAUCUUUUGCCUUGGACUACAGAUGCCUGACACGGCCCCUUACAGCUGAACAUAGGUUCCACCAUCAUCCUCUAAAACUCACUUAUCAAGAUCCUUACAAGGAUGAUGGUGAUCCAUUUCAACACAUGUGUGAAAUCUGUGAAGAUAGAAGAGAUCCAAAGCUUUGGUUUUAUCGGUGUGAUGAGUGCGAUUUUGAUGCUCAUCCCGAUUGCGUUCUUGGAGAAUACCCAUUCAUCAAGCGCGGUAGCAACUGUGGGAGCAUCUAUGAUUAUUAUAGUAUAUGUCAUUCUCAUUAUCAACCUCUCAUAUAUUUCCAGAGGGAGAAAUAUCCCUAUCCGAACUGUGAUGAGUGUGGCUAUCCUUGCAAAGAUCUAGCUCUUAAAUGUCCCGAUUCUGAAUGCAGCCUUGCUCUACAUUUUCUCAAGUGUUCCUGAUGGCGACUUUAACAUAUGGAGGCGGUAACGGCGUCCACUGUAAAGAUACAGGAAACUCAGACUAAAUUGGUAAUUCUCCAUUUUUUAAUUUGAUAGCUUGAUUUCAAUCUUUCUUUUCUAUAUAUGUCAUAAAUUGUUUUCCCAAAAUUCAAACACUAAUGAAAUUAGUUUGAUCGG
Molecule: messenger RNA, 3704 nt
Organism: Rubroshorea leprosula
Lineage: Eukaryota; Viridiplantae; Streptophyta; Magnoliopsida; Malvales; Dipterocarpaceae
Source: the annotation of a GenBank genome assembly